AUGCAUUGUGCUGUAAUCCUUGCAUUCUAUGUGUUGACGGACCACACCAGGUACAAGGCGACUGUUCAAGGCGACUCGCAAAUCCGAGUAUGCGCGUCCACAAAACACGGUAUGAGCUCCUCACAUCAACAGCUCCUUCCUGGGUUGGCUUGGGAACUUCGCGCGAAAAUCAACUCCCUCGUCAAGCAAACCUUCGUCAAACACCACAUUCCUCGUCAAACAUUGGUGUCUGCGCCUAUCAGCCAGGCAUGGUCGCUGCAAGCUAUGGAUUUUAAGAUAUUGUCUGAGGCGACGACAGCAUUCUCUUAUACGCCAAACCACUUCGAGGAGACCACUCUCAAGAAGCAGCUCUGUGGCUGCGAUGAAACGCUCUUGUUCGAGGUCAUCAAGGCUGUCGCAAUCAAGGACAAAACUUCUGGCAAAGGCUUCGUGUUCAAGGCCUGGGCUAGCGACACGCGAGCCAACUUCUGUCAGCGCUAUCAUGUGCAUUCUGAGCCCGAGAUCAAGUCUGAGCCCAAGGAUGACGAGGAGGAGGAGGAGGAGGAGGAAGAAGAAGAAGGAGGAGGAGGAGGAUGUAGAGAACCAGAUGCAUGUCUCCAGCCUGUUGCAUAUUGUACCGUUUGCUAA
Parastagonospora nodorum SN15 is the source of this 627-nucleotide messenger RNA. RefSeq lists its product as hypothetical. The coding region runs from base 1 to 627 and encodes 208 amino acids. NCBI's taxonomy places the organism in Eukaryota, Fungi, Ascomycota, Dothideomycetes, Pleosporales, Phaeosphaeriaceae. The record is from RefSeq and is a predicted model, not a curated record. The transcript has 2 exons.